ACAACACAAAGCCUCCCAUUUGUCAUGAUUUGAUGAUACGUAAAUAUAGUUCAUAUCCACAGGAACACAGAUAUGAAAAUUUCCAAUGAGUUUGUUUAAAAGAAAAGGCCCUACUUCAGUUGAGAUUGCACAUCAAAAUGAUAUCAAGCAAAACAUCACAAAAGAACUAUCAUCAUGUGUAAAGAGAAUACAGCGAGAACAGCAGCUGAACUCAGAUGGACUGAUCCUCAGCACUGAUUCAGCAAAUGCUAUUUGUAACAUUCUGGAGAGUAUAUUUCUUCAUGGCUGCAAGCCACCAGUUUCCAAAAAGAUAGCAAAUUACAUUGGUAUAAACCAGGGAUAUGAAAACGGAGCUCUACAACUUAACUUCUGGUUGUUUUGUGAAAGAUUUACUCACAGUGAUGUAGUAGCUCAGCUGAAGAGAUUGGCUCAAGUGAAUACAGAGAUUGGGCUGUGCAGAGCCUGGAUCCGAGUGGCUCUCAAUGAUGGGUUAAUGGAAAGCUAUGUCAAUGCCAUGGUCGCAGACAGAAGAUCUCUUGAGUACUUUUAUAGCAGUACAUCAUAUUUUAGAGAUCAUGAACAACCAGGGAUUUUUCUGUCUUACUUAAAAGGAUUGAUGUCCUAUGAGUUCCAGCUGUCCUACAACUCAAGUGUUCUCAAUAACUGGCCUAAUUCCUCGUUAGUUCUCGCAGGGCUGAUUGAUGCUGAGAACACACCUCUGCCUGUCAUACACCCUAAGAGAGCUUCAGGAAAACCUGAGAUAGAACAGAGGGAGGAAGAGGUUGAGACUAUAAAUCCUGUCAACAGACAAAAGGUACGGACGAAAAAAAGAACUAGUUUGGAUGAUGGAGGGUUAUCUCCCCUCCCACAGGGAAGAUCAGUGUCUGAGUACAGUUCAGAGCUGACACAGGAGGAUGUGGACAAAAUUCGUGGAAUGAAGCCUAGAAAUAAAUCUAGGUCAGAAUGUUCCAGUUCUAGUCGAGUUUCCUGCCCUGAUCCUGUUAAAUACAACAGGAACCCUGCAUCAUAUGUAACAGAUCAUGUAAAUGACAGUGAGCCCAUGUUUGAUGAUGAUGAUGAAGCAGGUGCUCUUUCUAAGGACAGUGGUAGUCACAAUACUACAGUCAAACAAAAUGAUGAAAGAAUUGAUCAAAUGUCUCCCAGUGUUAACCUUCCCUCAGACUCAGAGCUGAGUUCACCUGGAAAACCUUCAUUAAAUGAUCCAAGCUCCUAUGGGGAACUGAGUUACUCAAGUGCUUCUGGUGAGCUCGUAGACUGUAAGGACUUAGAGGAGGAUAGUUACUGUGAUACUGAUGGAUCAGGACUUCAUAUAAGUCCUCUAGAAAUGAAUGGAUAUGAGGAUAUCCAUGAAUGUCUUGAGGAAUCUAAAGAUACUCAGAGUGAGCAUGAAAAAACACAGCCUGUGUUGAUCUCAGAAAACAAAGCUAGUGAAAUAAUACUGAGCCCUCAACAGCAAGAUUUUGUGAAUGAAAGAAUUUUAGAGGAUAUUCUCAACACAGAACUCAGUAGUCCCAGUGAUAAGAGAGACCAUGUUACCAGUGAUUCCUCAUAUGAUAACAGUAAAGAUGAUUCAUUGGAUGAGAAGGCAAAAGCAAGGAAAAGGUCAAAGGGUAAAAAGGAGAACCUGAAGCCAGAGUUUAAUGUGGCACCAAGGGACAUAGUUCAGCCUCAGCUGUCCCCAGCCGUAGCUGACGCAAUAGAGACAACGAUGAUGGACCAAACUACAAAAAAGAGGUUCUCUGUCGGGAAUGAGGAGGACGAGGAUUUUUCUUCUUCUCCAAGGCGACCUAGAUCAGGUGCUUUAUCUGUUUGUCUAGAGCCAGAAAAUAAUGAUGGAGUUGGAAUAUCUUCACCUCCAAGUGUAGGAAACAGUCUUGGUGCUCGGAGUGGGUGGUCAUCAGAUUUUGAACAACCUGUACGGCCAACUACGAUUGCUACAAUGCCAGUCAGAAAUAAAUCUGAGAGUUUUAACUCUCUGCUGAAAAACUACACACCUUCCAGCCAGGUUGCCUCGCCUACUAUGGAGGAUGUGCUUCAAGAACUUCCAGAAUACAGCAACAUCUCCUCAUCAUCACCACAGGUGGAUCUAACAUUUUCCACAUCUCAGGAAGAAGAUUACGAGAUAGUCGGUGACCCAGAGUCAGAGGCCGCUGAAAGAGAUUCUCAGAAUCAGGCGUCUUUGCUUGGGGUGAUAGCCAAUGAGAAAGGAUUAGAUGCCCAGAAUUACCAGUGUGGCAGCUGUAAAAGACCAAUUGGGUUCAUUUAUGGAAAACCUCGGGUUUGUACAUUUGAUGGGAAGUAUUACUGCUUCGAGUGUCAUGAAAAUGAGGAGUAUUACAUUCCAGCCUUCAUCAUUCAUAACUGGGACUUCAGGAAACAUAUAGUGUCCAAGAAGUCCCUGACCUUCCUACAAGACAUUGAGGAUCAUUCCAUCAUUGAUGUUUAUGUUGUGAACCCCAGAUUGUAUGAACAUAUCAAAGAAAUGGACCAGCUACAGGUUUUAAGGAAACAACUUUGCCAUUUGAAGACCUACUUAUUCACUUGUAAACAGUCAACUGCAGAUGAAUUCAGAAAGAGCAUGUGGCCAAAGGAAUACUUAUAUGAGGGCAUUCAUACUUACACAUUAGCUGAUCUGCUACAAGUGCCCUCAGGACAGCUGAUACAAAGUCUGAAAAAGUCCAUCAAGUUUGCCACUAAGCAUGUGUAUGAGUGCCCUCUGUGUAGUGGUAAAGGGUUCAUCUGUGAGCUCUGUCACAACCCCAAGGUCAUUUAUCCAUUCCAGACAGAUAACACUAUCAGGUGUCCAAAGUGUAAGUCAGUGUUCCACAAAGCCUGCAAGUCAGACUCCAAGUCUUGUCCCAAAUGUGCCCGGAGAAGCAAGAGAAAAUCACAAACGGGGGAUUGCCUGGAAACCCCUGAUAUCCAUGACUAUGCUUUUACUCCUCAACUUGUCACUUGACAGGAAUUUCCUAUCAUUUUUGAUCACCAUGCUGGUAUCUGGCCAAGAAAAUUAUACAUGAAUCAGCUGACAUUUUUUGUAAAUUUAAUACUCGAUCAUUUUAUAGCCAUCACUCAAAGACAUACCUUAGUAUGCCAAUAUUUCAAUGAAAAAUUAUUUUAGAAACGAAUCUACAGUGCCUUUUAACAAUUUUGUAUAUUUUAAAAUACCUGUGGUGUUUUAUUGUACGUAUUUUUCAUAGAAAAUUUUAAAUGAGUACAUGUAUUUUAAAAGUUGAAUCAGCUUUAAUCUAAAUCAUUCAAGUAUGUUCAGUUUUAAAAUAUUUAAUGUAUCUUAUAAACAAGCUACAUGAAGAGUUCUGUCUUUGUCCCAAUUAUGCUUGGUUUGGGGGAAAAUAAGGCAGCAAUGUUGAUAGUACAAUUGAAGAUAAAAUUGAAGGGACAAUAUUAAUUUACAAAUCUUUACACAAAUAUGGAGUCUAUGAAGUUACUCGUUAGAAUAAAUUUGGGUAAACUUAUGAUUUUAUUUGUGCAGAACAAAGCUAAUAUUGUAUUGGUACUCCUGUAAACAAUUCUUUUUUUGUCAUUUUAUUGAAAAUAAAUGUUUAUGUCGUUUUAGUAUAAAAGUAUUGUGUUUCUAAUU
Saccostrea echinata is the source of this 3622-nucleotide messenger RNA. RefSeq names its product pleckstrin homology domain-containing family M member 1-like. Lineage: Eukaryota; Metazoa; Mollusca; Bivalvia; Ostreida; Ostreidae. The transcript has 18 exons. The record is from RefSeq and is a predicted model, not a curated record. The coding region runs from base 86 to 2980 and encodes 964 amino acids.